Messenger RNA from Cornus florida, 1922 nucleotides. RefSeq names its product sulfite exporter TauE/SafE family protein 3-like. The transcript has 12 exons. NCBI's taxonomy places the organism in Eukaryota, Viridiplantae, Streptophyta, Magnoliopsida, Cornales, Cornaceae. The record is from RefSeq and is a predicted model, not a curated record. Gene Ontology annotation, cellular component: Cul4A-RING E3 ubiquitin ligase complex; membrane. The coding region runs from base 184 to 1623 and encodes 479 amino acids. Gene Ontology annotation, biological process: protein ubiquitination.
CAACGCGAGUGCCACCACUCAUUUAACCAUCUUUUCUUCCACCUGCAUGCUUGUGGAAGGAUAUAUAAAAAGAAGAACAGACAUACACAGCAUAAGAGAUACACACACAGUAAGAGCUCUAAUCUGUGUGAGCUCUAAUCUGGGUGAAAAAAACCUAUAUAGCUCUCCUCCUUAGAAUAUCUUAUGAUCAACAUGGCUUUAUUGGAGAUGAACCCGAGGGCCAAAGCAGUUGCAGCAACAGCAGCAUGGGUGGUCUGCUGGAGCAUCUUCACGGCAAGUGACUUGGGCAAUGCUGAGAGACUCUUGAGAGCCACCGAGCCAGGAUACGUGGUUGAGAAAGAAAUGAGACAUGGAUUUUUUGUCAGGGUCAUUCAUUUCUUCUGGCAGAGUGGGAAAUCUUCUUAUGAACAUGUGUGGCCGGAGAUGCAGUUUGGCUGGAGACUGGUUGUGGGAUCGAUAAUUGGAUUCUUUGGUGCAGCUUUGGGGAGUGUUGGAGGCGUAGGAGGCGGUGGAAUUUUUGUUCCAAUGCUUACUUUGAUCAUUGGUUUCGACCCCAAGUCUUCUACAGCCAUUUCUAAAUGUAUGAUCAUGGGUGCAGCAGGAUCAACGGUAUACUUCAAUUUGAGACUAAGACAUCCAACAUUAGACAUGCCUCUAAUAGAUUAUGACCUGGCAUUGCUCUUUCAACCCAUGCUCAUGUUGGGCAUCAGCAUCGGAGUUGCCUUCAAUGUAAUCUUUGCUGAUUGGAUGGUCACUGUUCUGCUUAUCAUCCUCUUCAUAGGUACAUCAACUAAAGCAUUAUUCAAAGGCAUAGAAACAUGGAAAAAAGAGACAUUGAUGAAGAAGGAAGCAGCCAGGCUGGAAUCAGAAUCCAAACCAGUUGAGGGUUCUGGAGAGGAAUACAAACGACUACCAAGUGGUCCGGCUGCUUUGGUAGAUGAAGAUGUUCCCUUGAUGUAUAACAUAUACUGGAAAGAGUUAACACUGCUGGUGUUUGUGUGGAUAGCUUUCCUUGCUGUUCAGAUCAUUAAGACAUAUACUGUAACCUGCUCCAUUGCAUUCUGGAUCCUGAACUCCUUGCAGGUGCCUAUUGCCGGAUCUGUUACACUUUAUGAAGCCAUAUGCUUAUACAAAGGCACUAGGGUGAUUGCGUCCAAGGGAAAGGAAAUCACAAAUUGGAAGGCACAUAUGCUUUUUCUUUACUGUUGCUGUGGAAUAGUAGCUGGUAUGGUAGGUGGAUUGCUUGGUCUAGGCGGAGGCUUCAUCUUAGGACCCCUUUUCCUUGAACUCGGAAUUCCUCCUCAGGUAGCAAGCGCAACAUCAACUUUUGCAAUGGUAUUUUCAUCGUCCAUGUCAGUUGUACAAUAUUACCUUCUGAAUCGUUUCCCAGUCCCAUAUGCUGCUUAUUUUGCUUUAGUUGCUACUGUUGCUGCCCUUGCUGGCCAGCACGUGGUGAGAAGGGUCAUAGCGCUACUUGGCAGGGCAUCCAUAAUUAUCUUCAUACUGGCUUUGACAAUCUUUGUGAGCGCAAUCAGUUUAGGUGGGGUUGGUAUAGCAAAUAUGGUAGAGAAGCUGGAGAAUCAAGAGUACAUGGGGUUUGAAAAUUUUUGUUACCAGACUUAGAUAUGCUUAUCCUGCCACUGUGGAAUUUCUCAAAUAACUAUAUCCACACUAUGUUUAUCUUUACAUAGUCAACUAUUUAUCCAUUUAUUGUCAAACAAAUAUCAUUACUUCUUUAUGUUUAUUGAUGUCCUAUUCAAUGUAACAGUUUGUCCUCAACAUCCACAGCAGAACUCCAUCACGUUUUCUGCCUCUGUUAGUAAUUAUUCUUAUGUAAAAAACUUGGCAAAGACCUUUGUUUGAAUGGUUAUGUAAGAAAAUCAUUCUGUAUAAUAUUAGUAAACCGAUGCCAAGGCUUUACA